GUUUUGUGGCAGGGCUGUGGGGGGCUUGACUCGCUGUGUCCGUGGGCAGGGGUCACGGCCGGACCCCCCAUCCCCGUGCCUUAUGAAGCUGCGGGACAGCCCCUCCGCCUGCCCGUCGCUGUGGCGGUCCCUGCGCUGCCCGGCGGCCGAGCUGCGCCUGGACCUGGUGCUGGCGUCGGGACAGACCUUCCGGUGGUGGGAGAGCAGCCCCGGCGCCUGGACCGGCGUCAUGGGUGGCCGCGUGUGGACGCUGAGGCAGGACCGGGACCGCCUCUGGUACACGGUGUAUGGCGAGGAGGAGGAGGAUGAACGUCCUGCCGAGGCAGCGAAACUGGACAGUGCUGAGAUGGACCAGAUCCUGCGUGACUACUUCCAGCUGGACGUGGGGCUGCGGGGCCUGUACCGCACCUGGGGGGCUGCCGACCCCCUCUUCCAGAGCGUGGCCAAAGACUUCCCAGGGGUGCGGGUGCUGCGGCAGGACCCCGUGGAGUGCCUCCUCUCCUUCAUCUGCACCUCCAACAACCACAUCUCACGCAUCACCACCAUGAUCGAGCGCCUGUGCUGCGCCUUUGGCCGCCGCCUCUGCUGCCUCGAUGCCCGGCCCGUCCACGCCUUCCCCUCCCUCUCGGCACUCACAGGCGUGGAUGCUGAGGCCCGGCUGCGGGCGCUGGGCUUUGGUUACCGGGCCAAGUUUGUCAGCGGGAGCGCGCGGGCCGUCGCUGAGGGGCUGGGUGCCGAGGGACUGCGCCAGCUGCGGGCCGUGCCCUACGCCGAGGCCAGGAGGGUGCUGUGCGCCCUGCCCGGCGUGGGCACCAAGGUCGCCGACUGCGUGUGCCUGAUGGCCCUGGACAAGGCGGAAGCGGUGCCGGUGGACACCCACGUCUGGCACAUCGCCCGGCAGCGCUACGGCGCGGCGCUGGGCGGCAGGAGCCUGACCCCACGGGCCCACCAGCAGAUCGGCGACUUCUUCCGGGGGCUGUGGGGCCCCCGUGCCGGCUGGGCGCAGGCCGUCCUCUUCUGUGCUGACCUCCGCAAGGGCCAGGAGCUGGCUGGCAGCCGGGAGCGGGCCUGGGGGGGCCGAGGCCGUGGCAACCAUAGGGAUGGGCCCCACUAGGGACACCUGGGAGGGACAGAGCCCCUGGCUCUGCAGCCUGGCAGAGCGCUGUGCUCACUGCCCAGCCAGGACCCCUGCCUGCCUGUCCCCUGCCUGCUGCGUGCCCUGGGCAGUGAAGCUUGGGGGGACAGAGCUGGGCUCGCCCCCGCCCAGGGCAGAGCUGAGCCAAGUGCUGUUGGCCUCUUGCCUUUAUUACAAGCAAUAAAAUAGAAA
Colius striatus (speckled mousebird) is the source of this 1327-nucleotide messenger RNA. It is a transcript of the gene OGG1, whose product is annotated as 8-oxoguanine DNA glycosylase. The coding region runs from base 83 to 1114 and encodes 343 amino acids. The transcript has 7 exons. The record is from RefSeq and is a predicted model, not a curated record. Gene Ontology annotation, cellular component: nucleus. Lineage: Eukaryota; Metazoa; Chordata; Aves; Coliiformes; Coliidae. Gene Ontology annotation, biological process: base-excision repair; nucleotide-excision repair; base-excision repair, AP site formation. Gene Ontology annotation, molecular function: 8-oxo-7,8-dihydroguanine DNA N-glycosylase activity; damaged DNA binding.